AUGGCCAACCUCCUGGAACCAGCCAGACCGUAUUCAUUUGGAUGGGAGUCCCAGCUUCUGGAAACAGGGUUCCUGGGGAUUUUCCUGUGCCCUCUUUGGACUCUGUCUCGACUGCCCAGGGAGACCCCCACAUCCUGGAUUGUUCUGUGGGGCUUUCGGUGGUUGAUUUUCAGAAUCAUGCUUGGAGCAGGCCUGAUCAAGAUCCGGGGGGACCAGUGCUGGCAAGACCUCACCUGCAUGGACUUCCACUACGAGACGCAGCCGGUGCCCAACCCCAUGGCCUACUUCCUGCACCACUCCCCGUGGUGGGUCCAUCGCUUCGAGACACUUAGCAACCAUUUCCUGGAGCUCGUGGUGCCCUUCUUCAUCUUCCUCGGGCGGCGGAUGUGUGUCCUUCAAGGCGCCUUACAGAUCCUGUUCCAGGUGGUCCUCAUUGUUAGCGGGAACCUGAGCUUCCUGAACUGGCUGACCAUUGUUCCCAGUGUCGCCUGCUUCGAUGACGCCACCAUCGGGUUCUUAUUUCCCUCUGGGCCUGGCAGCCUCAAGGACCAAGUCCUAAAGAUGCAGAAGCAGGAAACCCGGGAGGCCCGGCCUAUGCUGACGUACGGCUGCCUGGCGCGACAGGCGGCCAACCUGGCACUGGGCAUCCUGAUCGCCUGGCUCAGCAUCCCCGUGGUCCUCAACUUGCUGAGCCCCAAGCAAGUCAUGAACAGCUCCUUCAACCCCCUCAGAAUUGUCAACACAUAUGGAGCCUUUGGAAGCAUCACCAGGGAGCGAACAGAGGUCAUCUUGCAGGGCACAGCCAGCCCCAACGCCAGCGCACCAGACACCGUGUGGGAGGACUAUGAGUUCAAGUGCAAGCCAGGCGACCUGAGGAGACGGCCAUGCCUCAUCUCCCCCUACCACUACCGCCUUGACUGGCUCAUGUGGUUCGCGGCCUUUCAGACCUACGAGCAACACGAGUGGGUCAUCCACCUGGCGGGCAAGCUCCUGGCCAACGACGCCGAGGCUCUGUCCCUGCUGGCCCUUAACCCCUUUGCAGACAGGGCCCCCCCCAGGUGGGUCAGGGGAGAGCACUACCGGUACAAGUUCAGCCGCCCCGGGGGCCUGCACGCUGCGGAUGGCAAGUGGUGGAUCCGGAAGAGGAUCGGCCCCUACUUCCCUCCGCUCAGCCUCCGGGACCUGAAGGACUACUUUAGAUCAAGGGGGUGGCCGUACCCAGAACUGGAAUAGAGGGGUCCAGGCCCAGUGCUCUGAGAAAUAAA
Messenger RNA from Pteronotus mesoamericanus, 1265 nucleotides. It is a transcript of the gene LMF1, whose product is annotated as lipase maturation factor 1. NCBI's taxonomy places the organism in Eukaryota, Metazoa, Chordata, Mammalia, Chiroptera, Mormoopidae. The transcript is spliced from 10 exons. Gene Ontology annotation, biological process: protein maturation. The coding region runs from base 1 to 1233 and encodes 410 amino acids. The record is from RefSeq and is a predicted model, not a curated record. Gene Ontology annotation, cellular component: endoplasmic reticulum membrane.